Messenger RNA from Gigantopelta aegis, 5176 nucleotides. RefSeq lists its product as uncharacterized. The transcript is spliced from 11 exons. Bases 589 to 2772 code for a protein of 727 amino acids. The record is from RefSeq and is a predicted model, not a curated record. Gene Ontology annotation, molecular function: protein binding. Lineage: Eukaryota; Metazoa; Mollusca; Gastropoda; Neomphalida; Peltospiridae.
UUGAAGUCUGGUUUCAAAAAUAAGUUGUCGUCGGUGUCGUCUGCUUUUAAUUAUUUUUUGGCGGAGAAAAUACUACUAUUAUUUCUGCCCGUAAGCCAUUGAAACCUGUGCUGGGAGAACGGCGUAUUCUAUUGUUUUAUGACCACUAAUUGUCGGGUCAAUGUGGUGGCAUUCUCUCUUCUAUCGGAAUGGAAUUUGGAAACUGCGCGUAACCCGACCCAUGAAAACAUCGCCCCACGCCUGCGAGUCCUGACCGGCAGACGGCAACUAACAAAAAAGAUAACAGGUUGAAUAAUUACCCUUUGUUUCUCGACUGCGACUCACCUUUUGCGAAUUGAGACGGUUCCAAAGGCUACUUGUAUUCAGAUCGUUCGAAAUUAUUGGAAUACUUUUGACAUAGAAGGUUUUUUUUUUAAAUAUUUAUUUGGAAACAAUAUACUUGAAGAAGUAUUGUGUAACAUUUGUCAAAUCGCGUUACCGAAUCACUAAUUUUGAUGGACUCGUGACAGUUAGAAGAACUAGAAAUUAAUGCGCAAGUCUCUCUGGAGUUUUGAUUUCUGUCCACGUCUGCCCUAGUUUUGCAAGGAAAUGAAGCCAUCAUUGGGUCUCGUACUUAUCACGGUACUGUUAGCUGUUCUAGAACUCGCAGUAACACAGACCUCAGACGAUGACCCAUGCAAUGAUGAUAACCACACGACUAUCGAUCAACCAGCCAGAGGUGUGGGCAGUGACCCGGAAUCAAACGUCAACAGCCAACCCUUCUGUGACAAAAACCUAGCUGAAGGGUGGUACCACUUUGAACUGAAUGGCGUCACAGCAGAAAUUCCAACCACGUGUCUACGGUCCGGAUCGUGCUCGGGCAGUAUUUCCAUGCGGAUAGACCUGGGAGACCGGGCUCUCCCUGCUGUGGAGGGGAAGGAAGUGCACGCCUCGGUCUGCGGGUCCUACGAGGUCCUAGGUCAAUGGGACUGCUGCGUCCUCAGACAGACCACCCGGAUACGAAACUGCGGAAAGUUCUACAUUUACUAUUUAUAUCCCGUCGACCGGUGCCCGGUGUCGUACUGCGUACAAGAUUCAGGGCAAAGCAUACCCCCGGAACUAAUAGUAAAACAAGGAGACGUUGUCAACAACGUAUCUGCGGAAACCACGUCGUUCACGGCAAUCACUCUGUGCCAAGACGAUCAACUCGAGUGUAAUGUUAAUAACACUGUCAGCUGUGCCCGACGAUGCGAUGACGUCACAGAAUGUGAUGAUGGCGUUGACGAAGAUGGGUGUGAUGACCAAAUGACCACUCCAUACGAAGUCUUCCCAGCUCCGCCACCUGACGAUGACUUAAGCUCAGCCAUCCCAGAGUCUUCUAACACUACAAGCACCACCACUGACGUUUUGGUCACACGAUCUUUAUACAGCGUAAGCACGUCACCGUCAGACUUCACUGAGCAAAACGAUCCCACACACCCUGCAACAGAUGACGGCACAACGGACGACGGAUCAUCAGUCAGCAUUGAUAGCGCGUUUGAAGAAGGGGCUGGAGCAACAGAAUCUGAAACAACAGAACGUUCUUUAGCAGAGUCUUCUUCUGUAAUUCAUAAGGGCAAACCAACCACAGAGGAUCAUGUCAGCGAGUCCAGCUUGGUCGCGGAAUUGCCUGUUGUAUCUACCGGCUUCGUCACGGACGUUCCUGGUGUAAUGACAUCGAUAAAAGAGAAUAAUAGCAAAGCUGCUAAUACAACAACAUUGACAACGCCGACGACACCUGCUUCAUCUUCUGUGAAUCCGCUGACAAAAGAACUGGCGACGUCGUCUCCUGUUUCAUCUACGGAAGCAAGCACUUCUAGUUCCAGUGUGGAACAGACGGAUGGUAGUGCAGCAGUACCUUCAAGCCCGACGUCAUCGCUGCCAACAACAUCUCGAGACACGGUGACUAAAGAAACACACUUCUCUUCUUCAGCAGGCACUUCUACCAUGACGUCAACAGUACCAACCACCACAACGUCAACCGUACCACCCACCACAACAAUUCCAAAACCAUCCCCACAAGCCGAUGAUGGCAGAAUUGUACUCAAGUUCCGUUCGGGGAAAAAUCAUAUAGAGGACAAGAAAAACUUCACUGCGGUCAUGAAAAGCAAGCUAACGAACUUGACGGCAAUCCUGGGAUCGGAUACUGGACUGGAGAACGGCAGUGGUCCAUCCGUAGUGCUGACUGACGGACCGACACUAAAACAGGACUAUGUUUAUCUCACGUUUCGUUUGGAACAAAAUAAUGACGUCGUCCCUGCCGAUGUACUCCUGCAGCUGUUCCGUGUCCUUCAGACCAGCGACAAAAACAAGCAAACAUGGCGGGAGAUGGAUCUGGAACUGGUCGAUUUCUACAAGGCUACUGACGGCCCCGGCACGGAAGUGAGACCCAAUUCGUCGCUGUUCAAGGACAACGUCGUCCUCUUCAUCGCCAUCAUCUCGAUAGGCUCGUUGUGCAUCAUCAUCGUCGUCGUCUGGCUGUGCUGUAUCCGGUGCAGAAACCGCUCGAGUUCCGACCGCAGUUCUGUGCUGAAAGCCAAUGUCUCGGACAAUCGGACUGUUCUAUCAGUGGAGAACCCAGCGACAGACGCGGAGAUAAUGAAGGACGAAACCAAUCAGCUGAAGGAAACCCAUAAAGGGGAUUCACACCUCCCACCCGGGGCGCCCCCUGAGGACGAGAACGGCUGGAUCGUACCCUUAGACGAGGUGACAACAGACAAUGUUGCGUUUGAGACAGAAGAUACGCGGUUUUGACUGUAAUAAUGAUAGGGUGUUUUUUUUAUAUAAAUGCUAAAGAGUCGUUACAUCUUGUGUGCUAACAUAUUUUUUCUAGAUAUUUUUUUUCUUAGCCAUUAAUUAAAAGAAGAAGAAAAAAAAAGAGAGUACAAAUUUAAAAAAAAUAUUAUAAAAAAGAAAGAAAAGAAAGAGGCAGUAUACAAUUAAAUAAUAAAAAGAAAAGAAAAGAAAAAGAUGAAAUAUACUGAGAGAAAGAAAUAAGGAACACCUGGUAUUGUAGACCAAACGUCAGUCACUAUUAGCAUAGUAAUAAAGUACUAAGAUGUAAUGUGGUACUGAAUGUCAGUAAUGUGACAUUAGACGUCAAUGACACGGUUAACUUUCUCACUCUAUGGAUAAGGGUUUUGGCUGCAGUCAGUGUUGAAAUCCUGCUAGUGUUGGUAUGAUCCCUUAUUUCUCUCCACCAGUGUAUUUAUGGGCUAUUUAACCGUUGCAUCAACGAAGAUCACUUUGGACAUAAUAGUCUGAAAAGAAUUGACCCCAAGGGUGACGAUGUUAUGUACUCUGACUUCAGACACUAUGUAGCCAUCUAUUAUAGUUAUAGUUUUCAUACAGUUCAAGCAAUAUUGUCAAUAACAAUGGCUGAUUAGCAAAAUAAUAAUCUUGUUGACAUUUUCUGGGAAGAAACAGUUUAAGGUUGAAGAUAACCUGUGCACGUGGUUCUUGUUUGAGCAUUGCAACAAGACACUGUGACACUAGAGUAUAGAGCAAUGGUAGCCAUGAAGAUGUCAAAUCGACAUAUUAAAAGAAUAUCCUGAGUUAACUGCCAUUCAUAUAUCCGAUCAACAGAGCCUUUUAAUGACUGAAAUUAUAUAUUAAAUACAUUUCCUUGUCUAGAACAUCAGUGUGUUUACAUUCAGUGUGUUUCUGGUCGUUGUAAUGUUUGUAGGAGCACAGGUGGGACUUUACCUGCAAAGAAUAAAGUAUAUACCAGGAAAUACAAUGAAAACGGAGCUACCACAAACAAUUAUGAAUAGCACACACUGAACAUACAUACAUACAUACAUAAAUACAUACAUACAUGUAAACAAGAAAAUGUAUUUAAUAUGUAAUAUGAAUUGUUAAAAAGGUUGUUAGUCGGAAACUCGGGAUAAUCUCUUCAAGUUAUAUUACGCAUUGUUCAUAUUAUUGAAGAUAAUGUCUCUUUAGUCUGUCCAGUCAUUCUACAAAAAUAUUUUUUUUUGUAAAUAAUUUUAGUUUGGUUUGACGUAAGCAGAAAAGUAAAAGUAUUUUGGAAAUUUAAAAAAAUACAAUAUUUUGUGUCCAAUUUAGAAAACAACGUGGCCCAGAAUAAAAAUAACUUGUAGUUAAUUCCAUAGUAUAAAAAAAGGUGUUCCCUGUGGGGAGGACUACAGAACGAAAGAAGUAUUCGAUCUGUAUUACGCAUGGCUUAAAGCAAGUUACGCAACCCACUUGAUGCUGCUGCCAUGACAUCAACUGCUGUUGCUCCAGAAUGCAGGGUCAUUAAAAGUAUAUAUAUAUAUAUAUAUAUAUAUAUAUAUAUAUAUAUAUAUAUAUAUAUAUAUAUAUAUAUAUAUAUAUAUAUAUAUAUAUAUAUAUAUACAACAAUGUAUAUAUAUAUUAUCAGAGUGAGCAUAACACCAGUUAAUAUGACAGUAAUAUUUUGUUCUCAUGUACCGGGAAAGAUUAUUAGCAGCAACCAAAGAUGAUUAUACUACUAGAGAUCAGUGCAUACUAAUAUUUUCUUUUCGAAAGUUUCUUCUCGCUUGUAUUCCAGGCCUCUGCGAAUUGAAAAUUUGCGUGAACCAUUUAUGGGUUACGCAAAAACAAAUUCAGAUCACCCAUUUAGUUUGUAUGUAACCCAUCAUGAACAUGUAAAAGAUGCCAUAAAUUCAAUGCGCGAACAAAAAAUUGGUUAUACAAAGUAUACUUAUGCUAGUGACGCGCGAACGAAACUAUCGCUCUCGCAGUUUCCAGACGCCUGUAUUCAAUUCAGUCAUAUAUACAUGUAUCAACUCGCGAAUAAUAAUCGGUGUUUAAACCAAUAGUUUUAAGUUAUAUUAUAUUGUACUGUAUUCGGACAAUAUAGUUCUGAUGUACAUGUAUAAUGCAUUUAUUUUGUGUAUAUUGUAUCCAUUGUUGGUUAGUUGAAACAAAAUGCCUUGCGACUGGAAUAUGUUUUGACUUCGCUUUGUUACUUAAGACACAAAUUAUUUUCACAGGAGAGCUUAUAAACAAAUAUAUAACAUUUUCUUUCCCCAAGGCCGUAUCCCCUCAUCCCCAAAAUGACCCCCAUUCAAAAAAAAAAAAAAAAAAUCCAAAUCCAAAUGAAAUGAAACAAACGACAACCCCCCAACCCCCAACCCCCCAAAAACAAACCCAGCCAAUCAGAAAACAAAAC